GAAAUUUGGGAACUCGUGGGAAUCCCAGGCCAGAGCCGAGAGAGUGACAACAAACUAACGGUGGUAUGGUAUUCUGAUAAUCUGUAAAUGGAGUGUUUUUGAAAAUCGAAGAGAACGACAGAACCUGCAAUGGCCAAUUCAUCCUCUGAAGAUUCCGAUCAGGAGGUUCAGCAACUACCUGGAAACCUUGAUGAUGGCGAUGCGAACACUAUCAAGAUCAUGGUAGCUACGGACUGUCACAUAGGAUACAUGGAGAAAGAUAACAUCCGACACAGUGACUCCAUCAAUACGUUUGAAGAGAUCCUGCAGCUGGCUCGCAAAAACAAGGUUGACAUGGUGUUACUUGGUGGAGACCUGUUUCAUGAAAACAAACCUUCCAGGAAGUCCUUGCACGGGGUCAUGACCCUGUUCAGGAAGUACUGCAUGGGGGACAGACCGGUCCAGAUUGAGUUUCUCAGCGAUCAGAGCGUCAACUUUUCAGCCAGUCCAUUCCCCAAUGUGAACUAUGAAGAUCCGAAUCUGAACAUUGACAUGCCUGUCUUCUCUAUACAUGGAAACCAUGAUGAUCCUGCUGGGUUGGGUAAUCUGUGUGCUUUGGACAUGCUGAGUGUGUCGGGUUUGGUAAACUACUUUGGUAAGAGUACCUCACUGGAAUCGGUAGAGAUCUCACCCAUCCUUCUUCAGAAAGGAACGUCCAAGCUAGCUAUCUUCGGCUUGGGUUCCAUUAGAGAUGAACGUCUUCAUCGGAUGUUUCUAUCGGGGAAGAUAUCCAUGCUGAGACCGAAGCAGAAUGCGGAUUCCUGGUUCAAUAUCUUUGUCAUUCAUCAAAACAGAGCGAAGCAUGGUGAGCACAACUACAUCCCCGAGCAGUUCCUUGACAACUUUAUAGACCUGGUUAUUUGGGGUCACGAGCACGAAUGCCUGAUUGACCCCGUGUGGAAUGCAUCACAGAAUUUCUUUAUCAGUCAACCUGGUAGUAGUAUAGCCACAUCAUUAUCGCCGGGCGAAGCAGUGCCAAAACACGUAGGUCUGUUGCAGGUUCGUGGUAAGGCAAUGAAAUGCACUAAGCUCAAACUUGAGACCGUCAGGCCAUUCUAUCUUGAGGACAUCACCCUCCAGGAUACCACACUCGAUCCAAACGACGUCAAGAUCUCAGAGAAAACAAUCGCAUUCUGCACUGAAAAGGUUGAAUCUUUGAUACAAAAAGCAGCUGAUGAACACACAGGGAACCGAAAGCAGCCAGACCUCCCUCUCAUUCGACUUAGGGUGGACUACAGCGGGGGAUUCGAUACAUUCAAUGUUAAUCGCUUUGGUCAGAAGUUUGUUGGUCGGGUGGCAAACACCAAGGAUCUUAUCCGCUUUACAAAGAGAAGGGUACAACUUAAGAAAGAAGAUACCAAACCUGGAGAAGACUUGGGCGAGUUCCUCAAGCCAGAAGCUCUGGAAACUGAAAGAGUUGAAGACCUUGUCCGGAAGUAUUUCUCAGAAACAGAAGAGUCAAAGCAGCUGGAACUCUUGUCAGAGAAGGGCUUGGGCCAAGCCGUCCGGGAAUACGUUGAUAAGGAAGAGAAGGAAGCUAUCCAAGCUCUCGUUAAACACCAGCUUACACAAACACAGGGUCAACUCAAGACCAGGAGAACAACUGAAGAUCACAUCGAUGUCGAGCUGCAUCGAUUUAAAGAGGAGAGAAGACAAAUGAGUGAAGCAGAUGUCACCAGUGAAGUCAAAGCAGCCAUUGAUGAAGAUCGAAGUCAGAGACCAGAUGCCUACUCCCAGGACUAUGGCGGAGACAGUGAUGACGAUAGCAUGGUGACAGGCAAUGGGGACGCCUCCUCCAUGUCUACCAGAGGGCGUGGCAGGGGGAGGGGCGGGAGAGGAAGAGGAGCAACUGGCAGCACCACCACAAGAGGAAGAGGAAGCAGAGGUGGCAGGGGUAGCAGAGGAGGAAGAGGUCAAAGUUCAUCAAGUCGAGGGUCAGCAGCUUCCAAACAGAGUCUCCUGAUGACAUCCUUUGCAAACGCGUCUUCAUCAAGCAACAGAACCAAACCGGGAGCCAUUGCAUUUGAGGAUGAUAAUGACGACGAUAUGGAUUCCAUGCCAGUGUCAAGAAACAAUAAAACAGCUAAACGGAAAACAACGUCAAAGAAAGUGAUCGAAAUCAGUGACUCCUCAGAGAAUGACAGUGAUGACCCGUUCAGUGCAAUGAGCUCAUCCACCCGGAGUCAAGCUAAGAGAGGCAGACAGUACUAACAUCUCGACACUGCAAACCCAUUCAUGCCUGUGGACUGAGAAUGCAAAGAUAGGACAUGUUACCAGUCCUAGCACUGCAGUUUGAAUGAUGGAACAUUAAGAAUUAUAUGGACUGAGAAUGCAAAGAUAGGACAUUUUACAAAUCUGUUAAUUAGUGCAGGAGUCAAGCAAAGAGAGGCAGACAGUACUAACAUCUCAACACUACCAACCCAUUCAUGCCUAUUGACUGAGAAUGCAAAGAUUGGGCAUCUAACCAGUCUUUUAGUAUAGGAGUCAAGCAAAGAGGGAGAGACGGUACUAACAUCUCAGUACUGAAACCCAUUCACGUCUAUGGAGUGAGAAUACAAAGAUGGGACAUUGUACCAGUCUGUUAGCACUGCUAUUUGUCUUGCACUCUACACAGUGCCUCAGCAAAACUGCAUAUGUUAAGCAAUAUGUGAUUGCCCUAGGAAACCACAGUUCUUUUGAGGCACCGUAUCAUUUCAGUACUACUUGAAGAAGUGCGUCCUUUGACACUUUUGAAGGGACAAUCUUCAAAUGCACCGUAGGCGAUCUAUGAAUCAUAAUCUGGCAUCUAUGACAUAACUGUAAACAUAAAUUUAGAGUUAGACAAAUAUAUCAUGCACUUUACCAACAAUGAUUUUUUUAGCAUACAAGUGGCUAUUACCAUUGAUUGAUUGAUUGAUUGCAUUUAUUCUUUUUCAUUCCAAAAUUUAACAAAAGUUACAAUGUAUAGCAAAACACAAAAAUAUAAUAUACAGAAAUGAAAAAAGGGAACCCACUGGAAAGCAAAGCUCGUUAGUAUGGGUUCCCUGCAAUAAAUAGUUAAUUAAAGUAUAUCUUUGAUCAAUGAAAUUCAAAUCGUAAAUUAAAAAGGUCUGUACAAUGAAAAAGAAUACUAGUGGGGUCAAGCUUUUUAUGCCUACUAUGUUACAAUUAACAAAAAAUAUUAUAUCAUAUAUACCCCUGCUGUAUAAAAAAAACAUGAGUUCAGGAUUGUGUGAACAGACAAUCACUUGGACAAGACAGGACAAAUUCCAGGUAUGAGCUAAUCAAUUUUCUGUGGUAGGUUAUUUGGAAAAUUGCCGCUUGGUCUUCACCCACUUCGUCAUCUUUCCUUUCAAUCUCGUCCCACAUGCUCUAACCCUACUUCGUCUCCAAUCAAUUCUCCUUGUAACCAUUUGGUCUAAUUGCCAUUUAGCCCAUUUACGAACCAAAGUUUCAUUUGACAAAGUGCAACAUAAUAAGUAGAUGAAGAGGAGAUUAGACGUUCUAAUCUGGGCAUUAGAAUAAAUAAUAGUUGACCAAGUGAUGGUUCUAUGAAAUGGGAAGUAGACCGAAUUGGUAUUAGACCAUGUAGGUUUAGCCAUGAUACUGUCGGGCGAUCUAAGGAAAAGACCAUCUGCUAGUGGAUAAUAAUGUGAGAUGGUGUUGUUGUUUGAUAGUGUAUUCAUAUACGAGCAACUGAAAUUCAUUGUGGAAGUAUGUAUUGUAACAGUGUAGAAAUAAUAAACACUUUAUAAUCUUCUUGAUUUGAUAUAUGAAUGUAAACUAUCUGUUUGGAUCGUGUAUGUAUGUUCGACUUUGAAGAAAUUCCUCUUGAAAGAGGGGAAAAACACAUUUUGAUAGGUGAUUUUGUCUGAAAUACUGCGCUGAUGGAAGCAAUUAUGCUCCCUGCCAAGGAAAGUUUCAAGGAGUUAUAUACGAUUCAGUGCACAGUCGGGCAGGAGAACAGUCUGGCGGACUCUUGGUCAAACUACUUCCUCGUUUUUCACCCAGUGCUCAUUAGACUUUGCUCUAAUAGAUUAGUCUUUGAGUCAACACAUGGAAGAUAAUUCUUUUUAAAAAUAUAUCUAGUAUUGCAUUGCUUUGCUAGCAACAUAUGGCAAUUAAUCCUACUCACUACCAAAGUAUCUUAUAUAGAUUAUUCAGUCACAUUCCUAAAGCUAUACUUUCGAUUCACACUUCCAAUCUUGCUAUGAAUGAGUGAUAAUGUUUUAUAACAUUACCCACAUCAAGUAAAAACUAUUUCAUUAUAUUCAGCUUGCUAAUGAUCAGUCAUGCAUAAACUGUCAUCUUCGAACCUGCUUUAUACUAUAUUUGAACUGCACACUGAAUCAAUUAGACUCUACACAUAAUUAUAAGUGAUAAUUUUUUUUUUGUCACUGCUUAUGUUGAGAAAUAUCCAGUGAUGCAAUGUGUUUGUGUAUGUUUUAAAUGUAACAUAUUGAUGUACUCGGAAUAACAAGGCAUGUUAGACCUCUCUUUUUGCUGCAAUCACAUACAAAUGGAAUUGAAUUAAAUUUGAGUUCCUCCACAAACGUCAAGAGCAUGUAUAUGUACAAUCAUAUAACGAAGCAGAGCAUUUGAUUAGGUAUUUGACACAAGACAAGCACCAAUGAACAAGUUUGAAAUUUAAAUCACAAUUUGAUGGUAACUUUUACGCUUUUAUACAGGGUAAAUUAAACAAAAAAUCAUUGGAGCUGACAAUCAACUAGAUUUGAUACUUUUCAGGACUAAUGAGAUUAAUUGAUUUCAGAGCCAACUUGAAACUCAACUAAUACUUAUUAUAACUUUCCGUAUCAAAGGCAGUUUCUGUGAAUACUGUCCGUUUUCUGCAACCGCAGAAAAUCACUGUCCCUACUUUUACAGAGACCGUGAUAAAAACUGGACACUUGUUUCAACAAGAGAUUAUAUUAUUGCUUACAAUUGUCGGUCACAGACUUACAGUCAUGUAUUUGUAGGGAAGUUCCCCCUGACAAAAAGUUUGUUGUAAAAAUAGCAGAUAAAAUAAAUAAAAAAUAUCGUUGAAGGUUUGACAAAAAUCCAUCAAAGAUUAAGAAAGUUAUUUGAAUUUUAAGUUUUUGAUUUGUGACGUCAUAUAUGAGCAGCUUCCCCAUAUGUUAGGUAAUGUAAAUCCAUAAAUUUCAAUUUUUUAAUGGUUCUUGCCUUGGUGACUUAUGAUUUUAUUUCUUUCAGUUCUGGGUGUGAAAUGAUUUGUCUAAUGAUAUACUGAAGGCACAAUAAACACUGUUUUCAAUUUUCUAAGAAAAUGACAUUUUAUUGAUUAUCUUCCAUAUGAUAUGUGGGAAAGAUGCUCGCAUAUGACAUCACAGAUCAAACAACUUAAUAUUCUAAUAAUUUUUUAUAUUCUUUGAUGGAUUUUUCUCAAACCUUUGCCAAUAUUUUUAAAAUUAUUUUUUCUGCUAUUUUUACACUAAACUCUUUGUUAGGGUGAACUGCCCCUUUAAUAAGCCAGUUUGUAGUUCCUUUCUGCGCAUGAUCAAAAGAUUCUGCGCAUGAUCAGAGGAAGGUCACUUGUACUAAAAUGACGUGGUGGUUUAAAAUCUAAUGAGAUAAGCACCAACUUUGAUGUCUCGAUUAUUCAUAUAUUCUUUUGAAUUGUGUUUUUCAUUUACAUCCAAAAACAACAACAAUGCGUCCACGGACGACUGCAUGGUAUUUCACAGUUUGCCAAGUACAUUGUGCAACAUGCUAUGAUACGCAUUCAAAGUAGGAAUGCAACAAAUACCUUCAUAGAGCAAUAUGUAGAGUGUUCAUUUGUGUGCUAUUCUAGUCACCUGGUCUAUUCAAUUUCUUCAUCCUGCUAUGUAAGGCAUGCUUACGUAAUAUCUUGCUUUGAAAUCUGCCUAUCAUAAUGAAAGAAAUGAAAGGUCAUUUGACCCAAAUUGUCCAUGAAUAAACUAUGAACUGGUGGGUGUUUCAUAAAGCUGUUCGUAAGUUAAGAGCGAUUUUAAGAACGACUGGUGAUCCUUUCUUGUGAUAAUUGGUAUAUUGAAUUGGAGAUGGUUUAGCGCGUAAGAAGGGUUCACCAGUCGUUCUAAGUCGCUCUUAACUUACGAACAGCUUUAUGAAACGGCCCCCUGGUCUAUUAUACAAUUGGUUUUAUCUUUGAUGUUUUAGGGACCCAGAUCAAAAAUCCAUAUUUCUGUGUAAAUUGCUCUUGAAGUGGAUUCACUUCCUAUCUUUGCAUUUUCACUUUCAUUUGCUAAAAUGAUGCAUCCGUUUAUAUACUUUUAGACAUAUGUAAUAAAAAAUGUAUUAUAUAAUUAUGUUUCUUUAAUCUUAUACCAAAGCAAUAAAUCAUUCAGCGCAAAAUUCA
Lytechinus pictus (painted urchin) is the source of this 6373-nucleotide messenger RNA. Its product is annotated as double-strand break repair protein MRE11-like. Bases 130 to 2250 code for a protein of 706 amino acids. Gene Ontology annotation, biological process: mitotic intra-S DNA damage checkpoint signaling; meiotic DNA double-strand break formation; double-strand break repair via homologous recombination. Gene Ontology annotation, cellular component: Mre11 complex; nucleus; site of double-strand break. NCBI's taxonomy places the organism in Eukaryota, Metazoa, Echinodermata, Echinoidea, Temnopleuroida, Toxopneustidae. The transcript has 19 exons. Gene Ontology annotation, molecular function: single-stranded DNA endonuclease activity; manganese ion binding; 3'-5'-DNA exonuclease activity. The record is from RefSeq and is a predicted model, not a curated record.